CAAAGCUGCAAUAAUGUUCGGUCGGCAUCUCGCCUGGGAUAUCUCUUCCCUCCGGAGAUUGAGAAAUUUGAUUCCGUCUCUGAAAUGUUCGCGCGUUUCGAAACGCUCGUCGUUGCUGCUGCUGAGUCUUUUGCGUGUCGAACCUUUGGAACCCGACUCAUUUGAGCCUCUACAUCCAGCUGCUCCCGCUAGCACAGAAUAGUAGAUUGGGUCAGAACACGUUCCGAUCAAUAUGGCCGCAUCAAUGUUUCAACGAGAUCCCCGAGCGGGCCUGUUCUUGGGUGGUUCAAGAACAACCGGUGCAGAGGUCAGGGAGCAAAAUGUCCUUGCCUGUCAAACCGUCGCCAACGUGUUGAAAUCAUCUCUCGGUCCCGUUGGUCUCGACAAAAUGCUCGUCGACAACGUCGGGGAUGUGACCAUCACGAAUGACGGAGCUACGAUUCUGUCUCUGCUCGAGGUCUCCCACCCGGCUGCCCGUAUACUUGUGUCACUCGCCACGCAGCAAGACAAGGAAGUCGGAGAUGGUACGACUUCUGUCGUGCUCCUCGCUGCGGAAUUACUGAGGAGAGCGAAUGAUCUCGUCCGCAACAAGAUUCACCCAACGACAGUCAUCACCGGAUACAGACUCGCUUGCAAAGAAGCCUGCCGUUAUAUGGCUGAGCAGCUCUCGACCAAGGUUGAUAAAUUGGGCAGGGACUGUCUCGUCAACGUAGCCAAGACGUCCAUGUCGUCCAAAAUUCUCUCUGCUGAUGACGACAUCUUCGCCCCGAUGGCUGUCGAUGCCAUGCAGGCCGUCAAGACUAUCAACGCAAAAGGGGAGAAGAAAUUCCCGGUCAAAGCGGUCAACGUGCUCAAAGCCCAUGGAAAGAGUGCCAGGGAGAGUUUCAUGGUCAAGGGAUACGCUUUGAACUGCACAGUGGCCAGUCAAGCGAUGAAACUCCGAGUGCAGAAUGCCAAAAUCGCAUGUCUCGACAUCAACCUCGCCAAGCAAAGGAUGCAUCUCGGCGUUCACAUUACCAUUGAUGAUCCUGAACAACUCGAAGCUAUCCGUGCGAGGGAAUCUGAGAUUGUCCUCGAGCGAGUCAGGAUGAUCCUCGCCGCGGGAGCCAAUGUCAUUCUCACCACGAAAGGAAUCGAUGACCUUUGCUUGAAGGAGUUUGUCGAAGCUGGAGCGAUGGCUGUAAGAAGGUGUAGAAAGGAGGAUUUGCGUCGAAUCGCUCGAGCCACAGGGGCCACCUUGGUGUCUUCCCUCGCCAACUUGGAUGGAGACGAGACGUUUGAAGCUGCCAGUCUUGGGACGGCAGAUGAAGUGGUGCAGGAGCGAGUCAGUGAUGAUGAGUUGAUCCUCAUCAAGGGGACAAAGGUCGUCAAUUCAAGUUCGAUCAUCCUGCGCGGAGCGAACGAUUACAUGCUGGACGAGAUGGAGAGAGCACUACACGAUGCUCUGUCCAUCAUCAAGAGAACAUUGGAAAGUGGUAGCGUCGUGCCGGGUGGUGGAGCUGUCGAGACUGCCUUGUCAAUCUAUCUGGAGAAUUUUGCGACGACUUUGGGCUCCCGAGAACAAUUGGCCAUUGCUGAAUUCGCUUCUUCACUCUUGACCAUCCCCAAGACACUCGCUAUGAACGCUGCGAAAGACUCCACAGACCUCGUGGCAAAGCUCAGAGCCUAUCACAAUGCCGCUCAGAGUGCUCCCGUGUCAGAUCCCAAACGUGGUCUCAUGUUCUACGGUCUGGACCUCAUCAAUGGCGAAGUCAUCGACAAUCGCGCCGCUGGAGUCUUGGAACCCACUAUUUCAAAGAUCAAAUCACUGAAAUCUGCCCUAGAGGCAGCCACGAGCUUGUUGAGAAUCGAUGAUGACAUCAAGGUGGCACCAGAGGAAAAAGAGGACAGAGAUCCUCAUGGUCAUUAGAGCAAUGCUGAAUAGAAGACAAAACGG
Molecule: messenger RNA, 1936 nt
Organism: Kockovaella imperatae
Lineage: Eukaryota; Fungi; Basidiomycota; Tremellomycetes; Tremellales; Cuniculitremaceae
Product: chaperonin Cpn60/TCP-1 family
Exons: 9
Coding region: 233-1909 (558 amino acids)
Biological process (GO): protein folding
Cellular component (GO): chaperonin-containing T-complex
Molecular function (GO): ATP-dependent protein folding chaperone; ATP hydrolysis activity; ATP binding
Source: RefSeq, a predicted model, not a curated record